Messenger RNA from Vigna umbellata (rice bean), 1588 nucleotides. Its product is annotated as cytochrome P450 85A-like. Gene Ontology annotation, molecular function: iron ion binding; monooxygenase activity; oxidoreductase activity, acting on paired donors, with incorporation or reduction of molecular oxygen. Lineage: Eukaryota; Viridiplantae; Streptophyta; Magnoliopsida; Fabales; Fabaceae. Gene Ontology annotation, biological process: multicellular organism development; brassinosteroid homeostasis; brassinosteroid biosynthetic process. The record is from RefSeq and is a predicted model, not a curated record.
AUGUCGUUCGGUGAUUCCAUAGCGAAUUCACCUGAACUUCGAGCAGAAGGAGCUUCCAGAGAGAACUCCCACAACAUGUCGCUCGGUGAUUCCACAACGAAUUCACCUGACCUUCAAGCGGAAGGAGCUUCAGAAGAGAACUCCUACAACAAGCCGCUUGCAUUGAAAAGAGAAAAGAUAAUGAUGUUGACAAUGUUUUAUUAUGCUCUGGCUUUCACCAUUUUUUCAUUUUUUGCAGUGCUGAAAUGGAACAGCUUAAGGUACUCAAGGAAAGGAAUGCCUCCAGGGUCACUGGGAUGGCCUUUGGUUGGGGAGACUAUCAAAUUUCUCACACAAGGACCAGAUUUCAUGAAAAGGAGCACAUUAAGAUAUGGAAGUCUCUUCAAAACUCAUGUAUUGGGAUCUCCUACUGUUAUUAGCACGGAUCCUGAAAUCAACAGAUACAUACUCAUGAAUGAAGCAAAAGGCUUGGUUCCUGGCUACCCGGACUCCAUGAGGAAGAUCCUUGGGACUAACAUUUCUGAGGUUCAUGGUGCAGAACACAAACGAAUAAGAGGCUCACUGUUAUCUCUCGUUGGUCCAAUCGCAGUUAAGGAUCGUCUUUUGACAGAAGUUGAUGACUUCAUGAGCUCUUACCUAGACAAUUGGGAUGGUAAAAUAGUUGAUAUACAAGAAAAAACUGUUGAGAUGUCAUUCUUUGUUUCCAUGAAAGCUGUGGUGGAAGAUGAGCCAAACUCUUUCAUCGAGUACUUCAAAGCCUCGUUUGAUAAAAUGGCAUUGGGAACAAUAUCCUUGCCAUUUAAAAUUCCAGGAACUCAAUAUUAUCGAGGUUUGAAGGCUAGGGAAAAAGUGCUUGCAAUGCUAAGAGAGCUGAUAGCCAAGAGAAGAGCUUCUUCAGCCACUCAUAACGACAUUCUUGAUCAACUUGUGAGAAAUGAGGAUGGUAAGUACAAGCUAAAUGACGAAGAAAUAAUGGAGCAAAUCACCACAAUUUUAUACUCAGGUUAUGAAACGGUAUCAACCACUACAAUGAUGUCUAUCAAAUACCUAUGUGAUAACCCUGACAUUCUACAGGCAGUAAGGGAUGAGCAUUUUGCAAUCUUGCAGAAGAAACUGCAUGGAGAACGGAUCAACUGGGAUGACUACAAGAGCAUGAGGCAAACUCGUGCGGUAUUACUUGAGACAAUGAGAUUGGCUACUGUUGUUAAUGGAGUGAUGAGGAGGACUACUAAAGAUAUAGAAUUGAAUGGUUAUAUGAUUCCCAAGGGAUGGAGGGUUUAUGUUUACACAAGGGAUGGUAACUUUGAUCCCAUUCUCUAUGAAGAACCUUUUACUUUUAAUCCAAGGAGAUGGCUGGAGAAAGGGUUGGAGACUCAUAAUCACAACAUGCUAUUUGGAGCAGGAGGUAGGGUUUGUCCUGGAAAGGAAUGGGGCAUGUUCAAAAUCAGUAUUUUUAUUCACUAUUUGGUGACUAGAUACAGAUGGGAAGAAGUUGAGGGAAGCAAAACACUUGCGAAAUUUCCAAGGGUGAUGGCACCAACAGGACUACACAUGAAGAUAAAAAAAUACUAAGAAGAAAGAUAAUCCU